Messenger RNA from Echinococcus granulosus, 267 nucleotides. RefSeq lists its product as hypothetical. The transcript has a single exon. The record is from RefSeq and is a predicted model, not a curated record. Bases 1 to 267 code for a protein of 88 amino acids. NCBI's taxonomy places the organism in Eukaryota, Metazoa, Platyhelminthes, Cestoda, Cyclophyllidea, Taeniidae.
AUGCUCGCCUCUAAGAGAGAGAUGGGCAAUUAUCGCGUUACAGAAGGGUCAUUAUCCCGACCGCUGUGCCUAGAGGCAAGCGAAAACGGAAUCUUCGCCUACUCCUCCGCACCCACACCCUGGCAACACAUGUCUACACAUCCCAGAAACGUUUAUCCAGAUAAUGCUGAUGGUGAUGAGGGCGAUGCAAAUGAUGAUGAUGAUGAUGAUGAUGAUGAUGAUGAUGAUGGUGAUGAGGGAGAGGAGGAGAAUGCUGUUCUGGCAUGA